Messenger RNA from Verruconis gallopava, 2561 nucleotides. RefSeq lists its product as uncharacterized. The transcript has 2 exons. The record is from RefSeq and is a predicted model, not a curated record. Lineage: Eukaryota; Fungi; Ascomycota; Dothideomycetes; Venturiales; Sympoventuriaceae. The coding region runs from base 349 to 1485 and encodes 378 amino acids.
AUUGUUUCCCUUGGGCCAGUAGUCCGUUCCCUCCAACAAAAACCCGUCCUGCCGUUCGCAAGCUCUUUUUGCAGCCUCUGGAUUUUGGGCAUCGUCCUUUUUUUUUCUUUCCUUUUUUUCCCCUCUUGUCUUUCUUGCCCUCCUCCCUCUCUACCCGUGCUGCAUCCUUUUGUCGUCUGGUUUGCUGGCUAACCUUCCUUUGCGCCAUCCAGCGGCAGCACUUUCCCGCAUUCACCUCUCCCGGUCCCUUCGUACGCCCGCGUCAAAACCCCCCGGAGAAGCGAACGAACACAACCCCUCUCUUCUCCUCAGAGUAAAGCGGGUCACCACGUGUCCUAGAUCGCGAAAAUGGCAUUUUACGAUAACUCACAGUGGUCGGCCGCUCCCGGGCAGGCACAGCGGCAGCUGAGCUGGGAACAACAGCCGCCGUCGAGAUCUGGGACAUCCUCUGUCGGUGCCGCCCAGGAAUCAAAUGCUUUCAUCUAUCAACUCGCCGAAGUGGAACGGGCAAUCGAUAAUCUCGUCAAGAGCGGCAAGAUGCCCUUUGGUUUCUACGGUGCCCCCAUGUACGGCCAACCCGGCCUUCAUCGGCCCCCCAUGCCCGGUAGCGAGUUUGACCGUCCUCAAUCAUCAGGUCUACAAAACUACUACCAAGUCCAGCGCGGCGGCAGUCAUCGCGGGCCAUACGGAGGUGGUGAGCAGGCACAGGCUGAACAGGCCAAGCGACGGAUGGCAGCACAGCGCGAGCGUGAGCUUCGCAAUUAUCAUCAGGAACAACAGUAUGCGAAAAACCUGUCUGGCCCCAAGUCGGACCGCUCAAUGAGUCCCAACACAGGCAUGAGUGAGGAAGAGCGUCGCGAGCUCAUCGCACGGCAGCACCGCGCGCUGUACGGCGAAACGUCGAACCUAUACGAGAGCGCCGCGACGAAGGGCAACGGCAGGACAAACAGCCAGGACGCUAGGAUACUGACGGGCGGGGCGCGUGGAGCCAGCCCACUGGCGUACGACCCAUUCAGCGCACAAUCGAGUGGCGCGGUCGACGGUGCAGUUCAGAUGCCUAGUCGUGGCGACGGUUCUGGCGUCAAUGCAAACAAGGAUGGCAGUGCAAACAACUCACCGGCACAGAAUCAGAACCCGACCUUUGGCUCUGCCAACCAGCAGAGCGAUCGCACGUCCAACUCGUCCCCAACCGGUGGCUCACCACCAGGCGGCAGCAAGGCUGGUCCUGGCGCCAUCGGCACCCGGCCCGCGGUGACAAAUGCACCCGUUCAAGGGCUUCAGAAGCGGUCGACGACACCAUUGCCCUCGCCCCUGAGCUACGGCUUCUCGGCCAACGACCAAAAUAACAAUGAACGCUCCACGUCUGCGUCUUCAAACCCACCACAGGAGAAAGGCAACUACAGCACCGCCGGUUGGGGUAGUAGCAGCGGCGUCUGGGGCAACAAGGGCAGCGGCCUAGGUGUCCAGGCUUCCGUUUGGGGUUAAUCGCAAUGAAAAAACAAGAAAAACACCAAUUCUAUUGGGGUAGUAGCAGGGCGUUGAUUAUUGUUCGAGCCUGUCAGCGAUGAAGUCAGGCAAUAAAGCAAAAGAGGGCGAGGAGUUACUUUCAUUUCACCAGGAGGUGGGACAUAUAUAUACACGUAUAUAUGACUGGCUGGCUGGUUUGGUUUGGCUUUGGUUCGGCCUGGGUUCGGUUGGAGUCUUGCGCGGAUGAAAUCUUUUGUCUCACUGGGGGUUUCUUCCACGAAAAAAGAAAAACGCGUGUCUUGGAUAUGGACGACGUGUGGUAACGCUGGCUUGCAUGGCGGAGUUGCAUGUUUGCAUAUCUUGGGCUGGGCAAAACGGGUGCCGCUGUAUUCGAUAUAAUGUGUGAGCUCGGGGACGUGUCAGGGGCGCGGUUGCGAGUGUUGUGGACAUUGGUGCUGUGCAUUGCGUGGCUGUUGGUUCCUCGUUACCGGUUUGCUUGCUGGUUCUUCCAUUUUGCUUUCUCUCUCCCCCCCUCUCUUUUUUUUUCGGACGGUGAUCUGGAGACGGUGUUUGUUGGGUGGUUAUACCCACAAUUCUUCUGUUUUCGGGGUGUUGUUCGAAAGCCUCCUUUGUUUGGUUCUGCGUCUUUGGUUCAUGGGUUUAUGCGGGCAUCAUCGGGUCGGUCGCUCUUGUGGUUCAGCAUAGUCGUUGCGCCUCGCUCACCAAAACCUUCCCCUCCCCUUCCGUUUCUCAUGGCUGGCUUAUACCUUGCAUUCAGUCGUCAAUUCUUCGUUAUCUGGGGCGCCAUGUACUGGUAUGGGCUUUUUGGGGGCUUUGCAACCACGGUAAAUCGGAAGGAUGGGUUUGGCGGAGGAUACACAGAAAAAUACGACAACGACGAAAUUCUGCCACGCUGACUGUGCACAAGCGCCUUGGCUUUCGUACAAUUUGUUGGGUUUCAUUUGUUCACUUCCUGCAGUGCGUGGAGCGUCGAGAUAGUGGCAUCAUGUGGUGUUGUAAUAUAAAUUAGGCGACGGAAGAGGAAGGCGGAAGCCGGAGACGGGGGACUAAGCUGAAUUGGGCGUCAAGCUGUG